Messenger RNA from Jaculus jaculus (lesser Egyptian jerboa), 2550 nucleotides. It is a transcript of the gene Mapkapk2, whose product is annotated as MAPK activated protein kinase 2. Gene Ontology annotation, molecular function: mitogen-activated protein kinase binding; ATP binding; calcium-dependent protein serine/threonine kinase activity. Lineage: Eukaryota; Metazoa; Chordata; Mammalia; Rodentia; Dipodidae. Gene Ontology annotation, biological process: vascular endothelial growth factor receptor signaling pathway; response to cytokine; cellular response to vascular endothelial growth factor stimulus. Gene Ontology annotation, cellular component: cytoplasm; nucleus. The transcript is spliced from 10 exons. The record is from RefSeq and is a predicted model, not a curated record. The coding region runs from base 1 to 1164 and encodes 387 amino acids.
AUGCUGUCGGGUUCCCCCGGCGGCCAGAGCCCGCCGGCGCCGUUCCCCAGCCCCCCGCCGCCCGCCCCGGCCCAGCCGCCGCCUCCGUUCCCCCAGUUCCACGUCAAGUCGGGCCUGCAGAUCAAGAAGAACGCCAUCACCGACGACUACAAGGUCACCAGCCAGGUGCUGGGCCUGGGCAUCAAUGGCAAGGUUCUGCGGAUCUUCGACAAGAGGACCCAGCAGAAAUUCGCGCUCAAGAUGCUCCAGGACUGCCCCAAGGCACGCAGGGAGGUGGAGCUUCACUGGAGGGCCUCCCAGUGCCCACACAUCGUGCACAUCGUGGAUGUCUACGAGAACCUGUAUGCAGGGAGGAAAUGCUUGCUGAUUGUCAUGGAGUGUCUUGAUGGUGGAGAACUCUUUAGCCGAAUUCAGGACCGAGGAGACCAGGCGUUCACAGAAAGAGAAGCAUCAGAAAUCAUGAAGAGCAUUGGCGAGGCCAUCCAGUAUUUGCAUUCUAUCAACAUUGCUCAUCGGGAUGUCAAGCCUGAGAACCUCUUAUACACUUCCAAAAGGCCCAAUGCCAUUUUAAAGCUCACUGAUUUUGGCUUUGCAAAGGAAACCACCAGCCACAACUCUUUGACCACUCCGUGUUAUACACCGUACUAUGUGGCUCCAGAAGUGCUGGGCCCUGAGAAGUAUGACAAGUCCUGUGACAUGUGGUCCUUGGGUGUCAUCAUGUACAUCCUGCUGUGUGGGUAUCCCCCAUUCUAUUCCAACCAUGGUCUUGCCAUAUCUCCGGGCAUGAAGACUCGCAUCCGAAUGGGCCAGUAUGAGUUUCCUAACCCAGAAUGGUCAGAAGUUUCAGAGGAAGUGAAGAUGCUUAUCCGGAACCUGCUGAAAACAGAGCCCACUCAGAGAAUGACCAUCACAGAGUUCAUGAACCACCCUUGGAUCAUGCAAUCCACAAAGGUCCCUCAAACUCCACUUCACACAAGUCGUGUCCUGAAGGAGGACAAGGAGCGGUGGGAAGAUGUCAAGGAGGAGAUGACCAGUGCCUUGGCCACAAUGCGUGUGGACUAUGAGCAGAUCAAAAUAAAGAAGAUUGAAGAUGCGUCCAACCCUCUGCUUUUGAAGAGGCGCAAGAAAGCUCGGGCUCUGGAGGCUGCAGCCCUUGCCCACUGAGCCGCCCCACCUCCUACCCCCCUGGAAGAUAAGCAAUAACUCUCUACAUGAAUAUAUUUUUUAAGCGAAGAGACACAGACUGCCCCUUCUGUCUCCUGCCCACUUCGGCUGUAUGGUGCCCAGAAAGGCGUCCUUGGCUGACUUCUGCCUUUGGCGCUGGGAGGUGGGAGGCAAAGAGGAGGGGCACGGUGCUCUAGAAACUGUAUUCCUUUUGCCAUUUUAUCUGUAAUUGACUUAGAAUUUUUAUGAAAUCUCUUUUAUUAUCCUUUCCCCUACUCCUUGUCCUUUUCCAUAGGCUCCAUCUCAUCUGGAUAUUGGGGAGACUGGGGGUUACCCAAGGGUGUUGUGGAAGUUGUUACAGGGAGUGUCCCUGUGUCCCAUAUGUCCUCCCUACCUCCUGCUGCAGCCUGGAGUCCCCACUGGCUCUGGCAUCUGAGAGCUUCAGGCCCAGGGUGGGGGCUGGUGCCACCCAUCUCCUUGUGGAGCCUCAGACAUCACCAGUGUGCACAACAGAUAGGAGUGAGUGUGAGAGUGUGUGCAUGUGUGCAUGCCCAGAUCUGUGCCUGGGCCUGGGCAUAGGAGCGGCUCAAGGCAGGGCUGCAGGGAGUCCUGCUGGGGCCCAAAACCUCUCUUUCCCUGCCCGAACUGAGCCUGCCUAAGUGCCUGGGGAGCUUGUCCAGAUCCAGUGCUGGGCGUCUAUGGCUUGUGUAUUAGCUGGACUAGGGAGGCAGAGAGGAGGGUCGGGCACCUGCACAGCCAUCAGGAGGACUAGAGCCUCUCAAGACCUCCUCUCCCAUGGAUUGCUGGUCCUUGGUCCCCUGAGGCACUGAUCUGCUGAGUAGCUCUGCUUGCCCUUCUUGCUGAUUUUAACCCACUUUUGUUAAAUUCUCUGAAACGUUUAGCCAUUUCUCAGUGGGCUGCCUCUUUGCCCACAUGUAUGAGCCUGGGAAGGUUGCCCUGCAAAGCAGCUGAAUUUCAUGCGUCUCCCCCAGGCUCUGCGGCCAGCCUCCCCUGUGGACAAGUUGUCGUCCCUCAGAUUUCCACUGUGUGGCCUGGUGGGUGGGGCAGUCUUCGCACCAAAGAUGUCUUGACUCUGCCCUCUGCCUAUUACCUUACCCUCCAACAACUCAGCCUGGGUGGGGUUUCCCAGGAUUGAGGAGGAGUGGAUGGGGAGAGUCGUUUGUCCCUUGGUCCCCAAUGGGGAGGGUGGCUCUCUCAGGAGUUGGUGGUGGAGGGGUAUCCAGGCUUCUCUGGGUCUGGGUACAGGGCCUGGAUGUCUGCAGCCCCUCCUGUUUCUGUGGUGGUGUGUCCAGCACUCAAGACUGUUGUAAACUGUUGUUUUGUAUGAGCGAAAUUGUCUUUACUAAACAGAUUUAAUAGUUGAAA